UUCGUUUCUUUUCACAGCUUCGCUUCACGCCGUUUCCCUUCCCCCAGGUAAGAGUGUGAAGGAGGAGAAGAAAAAAUGUCGCACAGGAAGUUUGAGCACCCCCGUCAUGGAUCCCUCGGGUUUCUGCCCAGGAAGAGAGCUGCUCGCCACAGGGGAAAGGUGAAGGCAUUCCCCAAGGAUGACCAAAGCAAGCCCUGCAAGCUCACAGCUUUCCUUGGCUACAAGGCUGGGAUGACCCACAUUGUCAGAGAAGUCGAGAAACCUGGAUCAAGUAAUUUCUUUUUGUUUUUUCUGCCUUGAUUGGCUCUCUGCUUCUAUGAUGAUUAUUAUACGAUUUAUUUUGAAAUGCUUUGAUUGGAUUGGAUUGAUAUUGUGCUCAUUUUAUACAUCAUUUGGUGUUCUUCCGUCUUGUUGAUGCACUGUUUUGUAUAUAUGACUGAAGCAUCUAAUUGUUCCAUCAUUUGCAUCAAUUUCAUACUCCUUAUACCUAGCUCCUAUUUAAAAUUUCUUAUUGAAAUUCUAAUCCUGUACCCUAAUACUGAAGAAAAUAGUAGAAUGAUAAUCAAAUCAUCUCUGCCAACAAUUUGUUCACAUUCUGUUUUUUGAGACUAUUACAAUUAUAUUGUGGAAUAAUUUGUUGUAGUAUAUGAUAUGUGUUGGUGCAUAGGGAGUUUGCCUACCAUUUAGACCAUUCGUUCUUCCUGUAGUUUUCUUUUCAAGCAGUUUUGAUUCUGACUUGUGAUUCAAACUUGUAGAACUUCACAAGAAGGAGACUUGUGAGGCUGUGACUAUCGUUGAAACUCCACCGAUGGUGGUUGUUGGAGUUGUUGGAUAUGUGAAGACCCCUCGUGGCAUGCGCUGCCUGUCCACAGUCUGGGCUCAGCAUCUUAGUGAGGAAGUCAGGAGGAGGUUUUACAAGAACUGGUGCAAGUCCAAGAAGAAGGCCUUCACCAAGUACUCCAAGAAGUUUGACAGUGAUGAAGGCAAACAGGAUGUUCAAUCACAGCUGGAGAAAUUGAAGAAGUAUGCAACUGUGAUUCGUGUUUUGGCUCACACUCAGAUAAGGAAGAUGAAGGGGCUAAAACAAAAGAAGGCUCACCUCAUGGAAAUCCAAGUGAAUGGUGGCACCAUUGCCCAGAAGGUUGACUUUGCUUAUGGUUUCUUUGAGAAGCAAGUUCCAAUUGAUGCUGUAUUCCAGAAGGAUGAGAUGAUUGACAUCAUUGGUGUAACCAAAGGUAAGGGUUAUGAAGGUGUUGUGACCCGUUGGGGUGUUACUCGCCUCCCCCGUAAGACUCACAGAGGUCUUCGUAAGGUUGCUUGUAUUGGUGCUUGGCAUCCAGCUAGAGUUUCCUUCACCGUUGCCCGAGCUGGUCAGAAUGGGUACCAUCACCGUACUGAGCUGAACAAGAAGAUUUACAAGCUUGGCAAGGCAGGCACUGAAGGACAUACAGCCAUUACUGAAUAUGAUAGGACUGAGAAGGAUAUUACUCCAAUGGGUGGAUUCCCCCACUAUGGUGUGGUCAAGGAUGAUUACUUGUUGAUCAAAGGUUGCUGUGUUGGGCCAAAGAAGAGGGUUGUCACACUACGCCAGACAUUGCUCAACCAGACCUCUCGUGUUGCUCUUGAGGAAAUCAAGAUCAAGUUCAUUGACACCUCUUCUAAGUUUGGACAUGGUCGCUUCCAGACCACCCAGGAGAAGCAGAAAUUCUAUAAUCGUGCUCAGAAGGCAUAAGCCUACAUGCUUCAUGCUUGAGAUGAACAUGAACCUCCUUCAUGUCUUAAUUAUCCUAGAUCGUAUGAGUUUGAACCCUUUAAAUUUAAUUUCUGUUAUCCAGGAAUUAUUUUUGUUUCGAAAGUUUUGGUACUUAGAACUUGAUACUUGGAUUUCUAUGAGAUCUUUAAACAGUUUGUUCAUUGAAAUGCAUCUGUGUAUGGGUUUCUAAAGUUUUACUAUAUGUUGCCAGGUAGCUUCGUUGUUUUUAGAAAUUCAUCACUGCAUUAACGGAUCUUAUAAUUGCAAAUAAUGCUAUGAAUAUGUAAAAUAGUUAACUCGAAAUCCAAAUCCUUCAAUAAAAGUUGAAUCAGCAAAUUCCUGAAUGGGGGCAAGCCUCUCACAAAAUUUGUGCAAAAAGGGGAGGAGGUUUACUAAUUUCCGGGCUUGAGGCUGGCAGUCUUCUGUUCUAUCAGGUUUUUCAAUUUUCAGAUCAUUAACUACAGAAUAGACAGCCCACAAGUGUCGGGCGGCUACUGCGUGAACUCAGAACGCACGGAGGAUGGCGAGCUCAUAGAAAUUUGCCGUUGUGGUGGUGAAUUGGGAGUGUUUUGAGGUAGUAGUUGAUUGUUGGAUGCAGAUACUGAGUGAUCCUUGUGGGUAUUGGUGGUACAAGAUUGGAAGUUUGAUCUUGUAUGAAUCAUGUGUCGUGAUUGAUAGACUAAUGUGUUAUUGGUUGGCUUUAGCUUAGAAUGGCCAUACACAGUUGUUGUAAUUGGAUUCUGUGGGGUUUACACUAGUAUUUCUUGAGGUUACACUUUUCCCUUGAGAAAAGAUCAAUCAUACACUUAAAAGCCAAAUUGAUGUGUGAGGUUCAGGAGUAAGAAGAUCAAUUGAUGAACUCUUGCCUCAAUUUCUUUUGAAUCAACCGAACUGCCCACUGCAGAAGUUGGUAUUAAUUAAUGUUAGCACUCUUUAUCAAAAAAAAUAAAAUAAAAAUUGUAUCCAUGAAUGCUUUUGUAGAGUUUGUUUGCUUGGGUUUCCAAC
Oldenlandia corymbosa var. corymbosa is the source of this 2758-nucleotide messenger RNA. Lineage: Eukaryota; Viridiplantae; Streptophyta; Magnoliopsida; Gentianales; Rubiaceae. The record is from the annotation of a GenBank genome assembly.